CAAACGAUUAGAUAAAAAUAAUAACUCGUUUGCGUUUUGAGAAACUAGCUGUUUGAAAUGCAACGGGCAUAAAAAUGGCAAAAAAAACAAUAAAAGUUGGGUAUUAUGCAAUUUAUUUAAUGGCUACCAUCGUAAAUACGCAAGAUUAUGAAGAUUUGAUGCCAACCGAUCAGCCUGAAGAAGAGUGGCAUAUGGACUUUAUGCCAACAGGCUACCUUCCUGAUAGCGUCUACCGAGAGCUAGCGUGGUACGGCAUACUUCAGAUUCAGCCUCUUCAUCACAGUACGAAACAUAAAGUUGCUGCUCAAUUGAUUUGGCAACAUACACUUGGCAGACCACACGUUAUUAUGGAAAAUCCACCUCAAUCAUUGCAAUCUGAGGGUAAAGUAAGUCGUCAAAUCCUUGCUGAAGAGGCAGCGAAGUGGUCUCGGGAGCAAAGAGCUGCACAAGAAGUGCUUAUGGAGAAUAUCAAGAGUGGCGGUAAUGGGCUCACAGUUCGUACUGUCAUUAGUGCUUCUAAAAAAACCACUUAUAUCAUACAGAAUGGUAAUUAUUACAAAUGCCCGGAUGGAUCUGAACCUGAUUUGGAUGCUUAUCGAGUCCAGGCCAAUAUGCAUGAAAGAAAAUGUACUUAUUCUAAACAAUCAAUUCCCAUAUCAGUCGAUCCAUGCAUAGAAGCAGAGGUAGCGCCUAUAGAGUAUUCCUUUCACGAAGGUUGGAUGUUUUGUCUUGGCAACGGGGAAAGAGAGAAUAAUUAUUUCCAAAAUGGCACAAUAGAUUGUGGAAAUAAAACAAAAGUGUCAGUCGACGAAUUUUUAAAUAUAUGUGCGAUUGACAAUAAUGUCGUUAUUACCUUCGAUUACUUUGGCGACGAGCCACGUAAAGAUAUGAUGCACAAUGCCACACUAUGUACAACUUGGGAUCCAUGCCGUUUAUCAUACUUAUAUAGGCUUGAGCCACCACCAGUAGAGCUGACGCCUGCUUUCCCAACGUCUACACCGAAUCCAUGCGACACAACCAUUUGUCCCGAGUGUGUUGAAGGAUUUACAGAGGACAAUGGAGUUCCGAUUGACAUUGCAUCCGGCGAAGUUUAAAGAAAACUAAACAUACUUUUGUUUAUAUACAAAUGUUCUUAUUACAAAUUGAGCCAUUUUAGUAAGAAACACGUUUUAAUGUUUUAAAACUUAGUAAGAAAUAAACCUGACUCGCAA
Messenger RNA from Pieris brassicae (large cabbage white), 1211 nucleotides. RefSeq lists its product as uncharacterized. The transcript has 10 exons. Bases 75 to 1094 code for a protein of 339 amino acids. The record is from RefSeq and is a predicted model, not a curated record. NCBI's taxonomy places the organism in Eukaryota, Metazoa, Arthropoda, Insecta, Lepidoptera, Pieridae.